This is a messenger RNA of Sapajus apella (tufted capuchin), 2131 nucleotides long. RefSeq names its product protocadherin beta-17. Gene Ontology annotation, cellular component: plasma membrane. Lineage: Eukaryota; Metazoa; Chordata; Mammalia; Primates; Cebidae. Gene Ontology annotation, molecular function: calcium ion binding. The annotation marks the transcript as partial. The transcript has a single exon. Gene Ontology annotation, biological process: homophilic cell-cell adhesion. The record is from RefSeq and is a predicted model, not a curated record.
UGACAGAGUGAGACCAUAUCUCAAAAAAAAAAAAAAUCCCCAAUGGUUAUGUAGACCAGAGACUAACAAGAAAUAAUAUUUUUAUUUUCUUUCAGGAGUUACAGGUACAUUACAAUUUGAGAGGGGAACUAGAUUUUGAUGAAAGUUCGUAAUUUAUUCCAGUACAAUAGAACAAAUUAGUAUUUUUGUAAUAGAAUGUAAAUUUUCCAAGAACAAGAAUUUUUAUGUUUCAUUUACUGUAUUACCCCAAGAAGCUACAGGUAAAUACUUAAUAAAUGAAUUUGCCUGGAGCAGUUUUGUGUACUGAACUUUCACCUUUAGAAUGAAGAUGAAUAUAGAUACAGACAUUACUUUUGCUGUCAGAACUAUUGUUAGCUACCUGAACAAGACCUCAUAAUAGGCGGGGGGAAAGGGAGUAUAUAACAGGCCAUGACCUAAAAGGCCUGCUUUGAAAUGAAAAUUACCUGAAGUUGUAAAGCAGAACGCUUGGUGGCGCUGCAGGCUAAGAGAGUGAAAAACGGCAGAAUCAGUGUCUCGUAAAAAGCUGUGCGGGUUUUCUGGCAGCUCGAAAAGGAAAUAUUUUUUCACUCCUGGAGAUAGAAGGUUUCCAAGAGGCAGCCGUCCCAUGUCGGUCAAUGUUAAAAAGAACUAACUCAAGAUAUUUAAAUGAAGAUAGCUGAGUUGGCUGUAAAGCAAUUAUUUUGUGAUUAGAUACUGCAUCUUUUGAGAAAUGGUGGAGACGCGGCUCCCCAAAGCGCCAGAGAAAAGGCAAGUGACUGCCAUUAUCUUCUUAUUACUACUGUGGGAGGCGGGCAGCGCUAGCAUUAAGUAUUCAGUCCUAGAAGAGAGGGACAGCGGCUCUUUUGUGGCCAACCUAGCAAAAGAUCUGGGGCUGGGUGUAGGGGAGCUGGCUGCGAGGGGCGCCCGGAUUCUUUCCAAAGGAAACAAACAGUAUUUGCAGCUCGAACGGAAGAGUGGGAAUUUGCUCCUAAAAGAAAAAUUGGACAGGGAGGAGUUGUGCGGUGACACAGAUCCAUGUAUACUGCAUUUCAAGGUGUUACUGAAAAAUCCGGUGCAGUUUAUUCAAGGUGAACUACAGCUCCAAGAUGUAAAUGACCAUGCCCCAGAAUUCUUGGAAAAUGAAAUCCUCCUGAAAAUCCCUGAAGGCCGCCAUCCAGGGACUUCAUUUCCUUUGAAAAUAGCUCAAGAUUUGGACGUAGGUAGCAACACAGUUCAGAAAUACACAAUUAGCACCAACUCCUAUUUCCACCUUUUCACUCGCAAUCACAGCGACGGCAAGAAAUACCCAGAGCUGGUGCUGGACCAAGCGCUGGACCGCGAGGAGCAGACCCAGCUCAGGUUAACCCUCACAGCGCUGGAUGGUGGGUCACCGCCCAGAACUGGGACUUCCCAGGUUCUCAUAGUGAUUGUAGAUAUCAAUGACAACGCCCCUGAAUUUGCUCAGCGGCUCUACGAGGUGCAGGUCCCAGAGAACACCCCUAUAGGUUCCCUUGUCGUUACUGUCUCUGCUACAGAUUUAGAUGCUGGGACCCACGGGGAGCUCUCCUACUCAUUUUUUCAAUACUCAAAUCAAAUCAUUCAGGCUUUUGAAAUAAACUCAAUCACAGGAGAAAUUAGAUUAAAAAAGAUGUUGGAUUUUGAGGAAAUUCAAUCUUACCAUGUGGAAGUUGAGGCCUCAGACGGCGGGGGUCUUUCAGAAAAAUGCACGGUAGCCAUAGAAGUGAUGGAUAUAAACGACAACGCCCCGGAACUGACCAUGUCCUUACUCCUCAGUGAUAUUCCAGAAAACUCCCCAGAAACUGUGGUCGCUGUUUUCGGAAUUUCGGAUCCCGACUCCGGGAACAAUGGAAAAAUAAUGUGUUCCAUCCAAGACCAUCUUCCUUUCCUUCUAAAACCUACCGUAGAAAAUUUCUACACCUUGUUAACAGAAGGAGCACUAGACAGAGAGCGCAGGGCCGACUACAACAUCACAAUCACUGUCACAGACUUGGGGACACCCAGGCUGAAAACCCAGCAGAGCAUAACCGUGCGGGUCUCCGACGUCAAUGACAACGCCCCCGCCUUCACAAAAACCUCCUACACCCUCUUCGUCCGCGAGAACAACAGCCCC